CGGCCUCUGCUCCCUGCCCUGGCCGCUUUCCUUUCAUUCGCGCCUGAGCCGCUCCCGGGCUGGUGUAUCCGAGCAGCAGCUCCCUGGUCCCGUUGGGUGCCCGUGUUAGCGCUCCCGCAGCCGCACGGAGCCCGCACCCUGGCAGGGCAGGCUGGGAGCUGUAGGCGAGGCUUGCCCGCGCAACCUCUCGCCCAUCGGGCCCCUCGCCCCGGCUUUCACCGCUCCUCCCAAGCCCGAGAGCCGGCGGCACUGCCCGGCCCGGCCGGCCCUUAGCGCCAUCCUCGCCUCCCUCCGUUUCCAGCCCCGCUUCCCCCUUCCCGCCCCUCCGGCUCCUUCAGCCCGCCCGCUCCAGCGGAUCAAGGACCGGCACGAGGCACGGCCGGGCGGGAAGAUGAUUUUUAACUCGUUCCUGGGGAAUUUGGCCAGGGGCAGGGAGGACGGGGAAGGCAGAAAAAAUAACGAAAAAGCGGUCCCCAGGCCGAAAAGCGCUUCCCGUCCGUGACCCCGGCCAUGCGUCACUUCCCGGCGGCCUUUUGAGCGCGGAGCCGCGGCCGUGAGGGGGUGCCCGCGCUGGGGCGCGCUCGGGGCCGCUCGCCAGGCGGGGCCCAGCUGCCAGGGGACUGCUGCUUGUGUGUCCCCAGCCCGUGUUUGUGACAGGUUUCACUUCUUGCUGUUGCUGCUGGCCCGUCGCAUCCUGCGCUCAGGUAUCUCUGCGAUUGCAGCUGCAGGGACUUGCCAUGGCCAGUUCUCUCCAGGAAAUGCCUUCCCUCGAAGGUUCCCAGUUAGAGGAUGUUGAUGCUAAGCUGUCCUUCCUACCUGAAAGACUGAGAAAGAAGCUGCUUCCUUUUCAGGAAAAGGGCAUCAUAUUUGCACUUCAGAGAAGUGGCAGAUGCAUGAUUGCUGAUGAGAUGGGGCUAGGAAAAACAAUUCAAGCAAUUGCCAUUUCAUAUUACUAUAAAAAUGAAUGGCCUCUCUUAAUUGUAGUGCCUUCCUCUCUGAGAUACCCUUGGGUGGAUGAGAUGGAGAAGUGGAUUCCAGAACUCUCUCCAGAUGACAUUAGCAUCAUUCAGAACAAAACUGAUAUUGGAGGAAUAUCAACGAGCAAAGUAACGAUUCUGGGGUAUGGGCUGUUAACAUCUGAUGCACAGACUUUGGUAGACACUUUGUACAGGCAGAAGUUUAAGGUGGUUGUGAUUGAUGAGUCACACUAUAUGAAAUCCAGAAAUGCCACCCGUAGCAAGAUUUUACUGCCAAUUGUGCAGAAGGCUCUCAGAGCUGUUCUCCUUACUGGAACUCCUGCUCUAGGAAGACCUGAAGAGCUCUUCAUGCAGAUUGAGGCACUGUUUCCAAGAAGGUUUGGAACUUGGAAUGAAUAUGCUAAAAAAUACUGUGAUGCUCGUGUCAGGUUUUUUGGUAAAAGAAGGCAAUGGGAUUAUAGAGGAGCUUCAAACUUAGAGGAACUACAUCAACUUCUAAGUGAAAUAAUGAUCAGAAGACUGAAGAAAGAUGUCCUAACUCAGUUGCCUCCCAAAGUCAGGCAACGUAUUCCAUUUGACUUGCCACAAGCUGCAGCAAAAAAUCUGAAUGCCACUUUUGCAGAGUGGGAGAAAUUAAUGAGAAGUCCAAGUUCAGAUGCCACUGAAAGCCACUUUUCUCAAGUGAUGAGUCUGAUCACACGCAUGUAUAAGGAAACAGCCAUUGCCAAGGGUUUAACAUUCACUGCUGCCACUCACGUUGUGUUUGCUGAAUUAUAUUGGGAUCCAGGCCACAUCAAGCAAGCAGAAGACAGAGCACACCGCAUUGGGCAGUGCAGCUCUGUGAACAUUCACUUCCUGAUUGCCAGAGGAACCAUGGACACCCUCAUGUGGGCAAUGCUGAACCGCAAGGCCAAAGUCACAGGCAGCACCUUGAAUGGCAAGAAAGAGAAAAUGCAGGCUGAAGAAGGUGAUAAGGACAAAUGGGAUUUUUUGAGUUUUGCUGAGACCUGGAGCCCAAAUGAAAGUCUAGAAGAUCUCCAAAAUGAACUUUUAUUUACACAUUUUGAAAAGGACAGACAGCAUGACAUACGUUCCUUCUUUUCCCCCAAAUCCUCCACUGAGAAGAAACGCAAAAGAUUUUCUGGUGAUGAAUUGUUAUAUAAUGAUUCAGAAUCUUCUGCAGUCACAAAAGAAGAGGAUGCAGAGAAGAGCAGUGAAAACCUGGAUUCUACAAGAAUAAGUGAGGUGGAGACAAUUUGUGAUGAAGAUACUUGUGAACAUGAAGCCAAAAGAGCAAAGAGCAUAAGUGGAUUGAACCCAGUGAGCUCCAGUAGUAAAAAGAAAACAUCUUUGACUGGAAAAAAGCCUUCGUUUUCAGAAAAAAACAGUGAACUCCGUCCUUGUGGCUUAAAUACUUCAAGUGAAACUACAACUUUAAAUGAAGUUUGGCACUGCAGUGCUUGCACUUACAUUAACAAUGCUCUGCUGCCUUACUGUGAGAUGUGCCAUUUGCCCCAGAGCAGGGAUGGUGAGAGAAAUGGUGAAGCUCCCAGGAGCCAGACUGAGGAUGGAGUGUCAGAGGAGCCCAGGAGAGAUGGAGAGAGAGCAGAGGACAGUGCUGAAGGCAGAAGAGGAAAUUUUGGGGAAUUGGGGGCCCAUCAGUCGCUUGAAAUCAGAGAACAGGAAACUGUUGGCUCUGAAAAGGAAGAAAGUAAAAAAGAAUGUGGAGAAGAUAAAUCAGACACAUUCCAAAUAUAUGAUGGGCUUAUGUUUUGUGCAAGCAGGAAUACUGAUAGAAUCCACCUCUACACGAAGGAUGGUGAACCACUGAAUCAUAAUUUCAUUCCAUUGGACAUACAGCUGGAUAACUGGGAAGAUUUACCAGAGACUUUCCAGAAUAAAAAAAAUCGUGCAUUGAUCCUGAGGUUUGUGAAAGAAUGGACUCAUCUAACAGCAAUGAAACAGAAGAUUGUCAGAAAAAGUGGUCAGCUAUUCUGUAGUCCCAUUCAUGCUGCUGAGGAAUUGUCUAAAAAGCAGUCAGUGGGUAGCAGCACAAAGAGGUAUGUGACCAGGGAGGAUGUGGCAGCAGCCUCGCUCUCCAAGGCCAGCAGCAGUGGGGGCAGCGUUCGCCUCAUCUCCAAAGACAUGGGGGCUUCUCUGGACAAAGGUGCUUCUCCUGAGCCAUCCACAAAACUGCUUUCAGAAACUGGAAAUGACCCCUCAGCCCUUCCUGCAGAGCAGGACAGCAGAGGCUCCUCCCUGUCCCUGUCCAAAGGGUACCUGCAGGCCCUGGACAGCCAGGGGACCCCUCUGUGCCUCAGCUGCCAGCAGCCCACAGCUGAGCCCCCGGCCGGCCGCGCGGCCUGGGACACGCGCUUCUGCUGCCACGCCUGCCAGGAGGACUUCUCCAUCCGCUCCAGCCAGAGCUACCUGCGCUCCCAGGUGUUCCAGGUCGAGCACGGCGUGUGCCAGGGCUGCCAGCACAACGCCCAGGAGCUCUACCUCAGCGUCAGGGACGCGCCCAGGAGCCAGAGGAAGCAGCUUCUGGAGGGCUCUUGGAUGUCUCAUCUUCCCCUUGGGCAGCUGAAUGAGAUGAUCAGGAGCCCAGCGGAGGGCCAGUUCUGGCAGGUGGACCACAUCCAGCCUGUGUACAGUGGAGGAGGACAGUGCUCCCUGGAGAACCUUCAGACCCUGUGUACAGCCUGCCACAGGGAGAGAACUGCAAAACAGGCCAAGGAAAGAAGCCAGCUGAAGAGAAGGUCUUUAGCUACAAAGUAUGGCUGUGAUAUCACCAAAUUUUUAGUGAAGAAGUAAAAUGCAUAGUACAUUCAGGUACAUUGUAACUGAUACUAAUAUAGUUAGUGUUUUCCUCUUGCACUGAUUUAACAGAAACUGCUGUAUCAUGCUGUUUGGUAGAAGAAAAUAAGGAAUUAAACCAAAGAAAUAAUCUGUAACAUCCAAAGUACUUGAUCAUCAUGUUUUUUUAUAGCCCUGGUUUAAAGCUGAAUUUCUGUGUGUAACUUUAAUGCCAUUUUGAAGCAUUAUGGUUUCAUCUUGCAGGGCAAUUAGAGCUGCAAGAACUUAAGGAAGUUCCUUCAUGGACGUAGAUGUCUUAGUUUUAAUUCUAUUUGUUGUUCACAUACCAAAGCCACAGAAUAAAAUACAGUGAUGAUGACAAAAACUAGCACAAGUGAUUUCCCUCCUCUAGUGCUGCUCACCCAUGGAAGGCUGACUCUUGACACAGGCCUGACUUAAAAGACUUUGGCAUUUAGAAUUUAUGGCAGUUGAAUUCUGGUUUUACUUAAACCAGCUUGUAUUGAAAUGUUACUCAGGAUAGGAAACAUUAAAUAUUAGCAAUUAUCUCAUCAGAGGUUGUUUCUGGGAAAUGCUACAGUCAAAUUCUCCUUAACAAGAUUGCAGAGAUGCUGGUAAUUUUGGACUGCUUACCUGGCU
Ficedula albicollis (Collared flycatcher) is the source of this 4430-nucleotide messenger RNA. RefSeq names its product zinc finger RANBP2-type containing 3 (gene ZRANB3). Gene Ontology annotation, cellular component: nuclear replication fork. The record is from RefSeq and is a predicted model, not a curated record. Gene Ontology annotation, molecular function: ATP-dependent chromatin remodeler activity; nucleic acid binding; ATP binding. The transcript has 19 exons. The coding region runs from base 738 to 3791 and encodes 1017 amino acids. Lineage: Eukaryota; Metazoa; Chordata; Aves; Passeriformes; Muscicapidae. Gene Ontology annotation, biological process: DNA repair; replication fork processing.